AUGAUACAACUUAAGUAUUGUUUGUGAAUAAAGUGUAGAUAUGCCUAAACAUCAUGUUUGAAUUUUGAUACGAGGUUGAAGUGGAAAACAGGCAAACAUUUAAUAUUCCGCCACCUUAGGUGAGUCUCCUUCUUCUUAUCUUAAACUCGAGAAAUUAAUCUAUUCUACAUUAACCAAGAAAAUAGGAAUUUUCAAAUUCCAACAAGCCCUCUUUACAUUUAGGCACACCGAACCGGGCCACGUCGGCCAGGACUGCCUCAUCUAUGUGAGCAUGUGACCUCAAUAGUUUUUGCUAGGCACCCAUCAAAAUUAAGCCCAAUACAAUGCAACACACCAACUUUCACAACUUUUGUGGCUGGCAUGGUAAAAAAGAUCAAAAAAUACUGAGUAAUGAGGAAAACGAAAGCACAAACGUCCAACGUCGGCGAUGAACACCCCGUAUAUAAAUUGGAAAAUUUAACCAAAGUCGACCAAAUUUUCUCUCUCCUCUGAUUCAUCUUCAACAACUCGAGCUUCACUUCAAUGGAGGAACACCAAGCACCGGCAACCGCCAUUGCAGCUUCUCUCCAAAAUCUUGCUCUUGAUUCUUCCGCCACCGCCGCCGCCCCUUUCCUGUUCCCAGUCCCUCCACUUAAAAGAACCAAGCCUCCGAGUUUGGUCAGCUUAUGCAUUGCUGUCAUUGGGAAGCAUUUGGAGGAUCUCAUUCCCGAGUUGGGCGAGAUUGCUAUCGGUUUUCCGGCGCAUAUUAAGCUGUCAAUUGCUGCAGUUGCUAGGAGAAAAAAGCUUCUAAAUGAUGAAGUAAUCAUCUCUCUUGCUGAUGGCACCUGGGAAAUCCUUGACGUUUCUUGUUCAGAUGUCUCAGAUUUUGGUCUUGCAAAGGUGGCAGAGAUGUGUCCAAAUUUGCGAGCAGUGAAUAUAAGCCAAUGCAGCAGAAUCACUCCUAAUGGUGUCUCUCAACUGGUGGAGCAUUGUCAAUCUUUGGAGAUAUUAAGAUGUGGGAUGUGGGUUAUUAAUUGCAACUUGGAAGAGGCUAUGAACCAAACUUUAUCUUGCAGAGGGUGUCCUCGGAGUGAUUACACAGCAAGAAGAAGUUUACACUUAUUUAAACCAGAUCUGAACAAUUUGGAAGGAGAUUCGUGGGAGGAACUUGAUACCGCAGAGUUUACUCAUGGUGGACAAUCCCUGAGAUGGCUUGUGUGGCCAAACAUUGAUCCUGAUUCUUUGAAGAAUUUCUCCUCCGAAUGCCCUCGUGUUAUGGUCAACCCAAAGCCUUCACCUUUUGACUUCAAGGAAGUUGCUGUCCCCAGGGAAGCUCUGCCAAACACAGUUUUGGAUGAACAUGCUGUUGAGGAUAUAGACCCCACUAUAUGGGUAUCAUGUAGACCAACAAGAAGAAUUCUACCCAUCAUUUCUAAUCCCAUACCCAUCAUUUCUAAUCCCAGCGAGUUGUCCAUGGCUGAGAAGUUUAGGCUAGCAUUUGUUGAGAGAGAUACAAGGUUGGCUCCUAAACGAGCCAAGAAUGCAAGGCAACAUCAGCGUCGUGCAGAGAGAGAGUGGAUGAUGACCUCAGAAGCCAAAGCUAUAUCUCAUGCUUCACGGGCAAACAAAUCACGUGGUAGAAGCUAGCAUUGCAAUAAUGUUUGAUGGCCUCUUUUCUUUCUUUUAGCCACUCAGUUUACUGUUAUAAUCUUUCUGAUAUUAAUUGUAAAAAUGUGGGGGAGAAAAGAACACUUGGUAUCUUACUAUGUUGGUCAAUUGGAUUACCUUUAGUGGGUAUACUUGAGGAAGUUACAGCCAGGGGAGGCAAUGUACUACGUAUAUAUGACAAUGAGAACAUAAUACGUAGCUCUUAAGUUUGUAUAUUGUACAAAUGUACAGUUUUACGCGUAUGUUUGGAUACUUUAAAAAGUACUCCGUGAUAAUCCAUGUCUCUAUUGUUUGUUCCAAUCGGGGCAAAUAAAAUGAGAUUGGACGAGUAA
This is a messenger RNA of Chenopodium quinoa (quinoa), 1979 nucleotides long. RefSeq lists its product as uncharacterized. Bases 523 to 1626 code for a protein of 367 amino acids. The record is from RefSeq and is a predicted model, not a curated record. Lineage: Eukaryota; Viridiplantae; Streptophyta; Magnoliopsida; Caryophyllales; Amaranthaceae. The transcript is spliced from 6 exons.